UAUCAUUCGGGAUCCCGCCUAAAAAUUUAAUUCUGGUGAAAACGGCAUGUAACAUUAGUGCAUGCAUAAGUUAACCUUAUAUUGAAAUUUCAUUAAAUGCGGUUUUUAUUUAAUUUUUGUAAGCAUAGGCAGUUUGUAGUUGCAUCUUGCAGAAAGAUGUCCUACAAGUACCCAAAGGCAAAAAGAGAUGAAUCUAUAACUGACAAUUAUUUUGGAGUUGAAGUAAAAGAUCCCUAUAGAUGGCUUGAAGAUCCAGAUUCUGAAAACACCCAAAGUUUUGUAAAUGCUCAAAAUGAGCUAACCAGGCCAUAUAUUGAUAGCUGCCCUUAUAAAGAAGGUAUCAAAAAUAGAAUUACUAAUUUGUGGAACUAUCCAAAAUAUUCCACACCCUUUCGUCAUGGAAAUAAAUAUUAUCAGUACAGAAAUACAGGUUUGCAAAAUCAAAGUGUCAUAUAUGUUCAAGAAACAUUGCAGGAUGAAGGCCAGGUAUUUUUGGACCCAAAUAUAAUGUCAGAAGAUGGCACUGUAGCUUUGUCUGGUACUGCAUUCUCUGAAGAUGGAAAAACAUUUGCUUAUGGUCUCAGUUCAAGUGGAUCUGACUGGAUUGAAAUAAGAUUUAAAAAUGUAGAUGAUGGCAAAGACCACAAAGAAGUACUUAAAAAAGUCAAGUAUUCCCCUAUGACUUGGAUGCAUGAUAACAAAGGGUUUUUUUAUGGGGCAUAUUUGGAUCAAGUAGGUAAAGCUGAUGGUUCAGAAACAACUAACAGUGAAAGUCAAAAAUUGUACUACCAUGAGCUUGGCACAGACCAGUCAGAAGAUGUUGAAGCCAUUGAAUUUGAAGAUAAAGAACUUAGAAUGGGAGCUCAUGUGAGUGACUGUGGAACAUACUUACUUGUCACACCCAUAAAAGGUUGCAAAAAUAACUUAUUAUACUUUACAAAGCUUGAACCUUCUCAAAAAUUAACGAAAAAAUUGGAACUCACUCCAGUAGUCACCAAGUUUGAAGCUGACUUUGAGUAUGUGACUAAUAUAGGUAGUAAGUUUUUAUUCAGGACAAAUAAGGAUGCUCCGAACUACCGAAUUAUUUUAAUAGAUUUUAAUACUCCAGUUGAAUCACAAUGGGUUAAUUUAAUUGAGGAAAAUCCAAGGGACGUUUUGGAUUGGGCACAUGUUAUUAACAAUACUAUGCUUGUAGUUUGUUAUCUAAAAGAUGUUAAGAAUACAUUGCAUAUUUUUGAUAUAAAUACUGGAAAAAAGUUGCAUGAUUUCAAUCUGCAAGUGGGUACUAUAUCAGCUAUUUCAGGAAAGAGGUACCAUACUGAAAUGUUUUAUAGUUUCUGUUCAUUCCUUACACCAAAUAUAAUUUAUAAAGUAAAUUUUGAUGGCAACAAGAUUAAUGAAAGUAUCUAUCAUGAAACUAAAGUUGGUGACCUGGAUCCGUCUUCCUAUGAAACUGAACAGGUGUUUUACAAGAGCAAGGAUGGUACAGAUAUACCAAUGUUUAUUGUCAAUAAAAAGGGAUUAGUUAAAGAUGGGUCCAAGCCGUGUCUCCUCUAUGGAUAUGGUGGUUUCAAUGUUAAUAUAACUCCCUCAUUUGGUAUUUCCAGGCUGGUUUUUAUUAACAAUUUUGAUGGUAUAUUUGCAUUAGCUAACAUUCGUGGAGGAGGGGAGUAUGGGGAUAAAUGGCACAAUGGCGGUCGUUUUGAUAAAAAACAAAAUUGCUUUGAUGAUUUCCAAUAUGCAGCAAAGUAUUUGGUGCAGGAAAAAUAUACCAGUGCAUAUAAACUUACUAUUCAGGGUGGUUCCAAUGGAGGCCUGUUGGUGGCCGCAUGUAUAAAUCAAGCUCCAGAGUUAUUUGGCGCUGCCAUUUGCCAAGUCGGUGUAUUAGAUAUGUUAAGAUAUCACAAAUUUACUAUUGGUUAUGCGUGGAAAUCAGAUUAUGGUUGUUCUGAAGAGGCAGAUCAGUUUAGAUAUCUUUAUAAGUACUCUCCUUUACACAAUAUUGAAAAACCAAAAAAUGGUAUUCAAUAUCCUGCAACCCUGCUCUUAACAGCAGAUCAUGACGACCGGGUAGUGCCUUUGCAUUCUUUGAAGUUCAUUGCUGAAUUGCAACAUAAAAUCGGUAGUUUACCACAACAAAAAAAUCCCCUUUUCAUAAGAAUUGAGACAAAAGCUGGUCAUGGCCAAGGGAAACCAACAUCAAAAAUAAUUGAAGAAGUGUCUGAGAUAUUCUGCUUUGUGUCAAAAGCCCUAAGUUUGCCUUUUCAUGAAUGAUUAAAACGUAAUUUUUAGCAAACAACUUUGGGUUGUACCAUUUUGAUAUUUUUGCAUUUCCUUAUCCGUAUGUAAUUGUUAAUAUAAUAAUUAUUAUUAAUUAUCUAAAUAAUAUAAUAAUAUUGUAAUUAAAUUAUAGCAUUUACUUUCAUAAAAAUAAUUAAAAUCAUUAUUUAAAAUACAUAAAAGAU
Messenger RNA from Cylas formicarius (sweet potato weevil), 2465 nucleotides. RefSeq names its product prolyl endopeptidase. The transcript is spliced from 14 exons. The record is from RefSeq and is a predicted model, not a curated record. Bases 97 to 2274 code for a protein of 725 amino acids. Gene Ontology annotation, molecular function: serine-type endopeptidase activity; oligopeptidase activity. Gene Ontology annotation, biological process: proteolysis. Gene Ontology annotation, cellular component: cytosol. Lineage: Eukaryota; Metazoa; Arthropoda; Insecta; Coleoptera; Brentidae.